ACCAAACGCAUACAAUCACAAUCAAAUCCUUCUGUUGGAGAACCGGAAUCCAGUCUUCCUGUCGCUCCUCUUGCUAUCGAGCGUGCUGCACAUGCCAGCCCUUCCGUUUCUCCGACGCACCUCUUAUCUAGCCAUUCUCUUGCUCCUCCCGAGGUGGUCACGGCUGCGGUGCUUACUGCUCAGUCGGAGGGUUCCGGCGAGGGUGCCCGGCUGAAUGAGGAUGCGGCAGCAAUUUAUCGUGCUAAAAUGAUUGAACAGAGGCGUUUGGCGAGAGAGCGGAAAGAGGAGGAACAGAGGUAG
This is a messenger RNA of Protopolystoma xenopodis, 300 nucleotides long. NCBI's taxonomy places the organism in Eukaryota, Metazoa, Platyhelminthes, Monogenea, Polystomatidea, Polystomatidae. The record is from the annotation of a GenBank genome assembly.